CUGCCAGUUGCAGGACGGUAGCAUUGCUGUCGCUAGACUCUUGUGAAUUAACGUAGCGGAUCAUUAUUCUACCAAAAUUAUUCCGAUUGCGUCAAGAAUAGGCCCGCUUGUGGUUGACAAGCAUUUGGAGGCUGAAACGAACACCACAAGUGUUUUUAUAUUGAAAACGUUUCUUGCUCUUUGGUUACUGAUGACGUCUCAUGUACAUUGUUUUUAGGGGAUUUGUUUAAUGUUGUGUUUCUAAAGUGUUUGGCCUUUAAACACUUUUUGUGUUUUUGGAAACUGUGUUGCCACAGCGCAUGAAUGUUAUUUGAGUGCAGUGGCCAUGCUGCCGUCUCCCCGAGGUGCUGCGCAGAGGGAUGGAGGCAGUGAGGAGCCGGGCGGGGCCCGGCAGGCACAAGUGCAGGCGCAAGGUGUCGGCAGGCAGAACCCUCCUCCCGCGGCGAGCGCAAAGGGCAAGGGCCUCCCGUCGCCUGAGAACAAAAAGCUGAGGAUCAAGAAGGAGAAGAAGCCGCCCAAGGAGAAGAAGAAAAAGAAAGCUCGCGCCAGCGACGCGGAUCACGGAGACAAAGGGAGCCUCGACAUCCAGGCUGCGAUCGCUGCCUUGGCCGCGGAGAUGGAGCGCAUGCAGACGCAGAACGUCCAGGUCGAUGCGAACAACAGAAUUGUUCCACCGGUGCUUACUCCUGAACAGGAGACACUACUAGGAAAAAACUUUGUUAAUGUUCUGGAGUAUAAAUCUCCCAAGCAUCCAACGGCAUUAUUCCAGUGUGUGUUAUGCAAGAAGUUCUGCAAGUCAUAUGAUAAUGUUUCUGGCCAUGUCUCUGAGUCACUGCAUAAACAAAAAUUACAGAGGUUGAUGGAUGACAUGACUUUGAACUGCCUGCCGCCCCCCACCAAAGAUCAGAUAGAACAUGUUACAAGAGUGGUUCAUGAUGUACUGUCGUCCAAUGGUCUCGGAGAUAAAGGAAUAGAGGAUAGAGCUGCAGUUACUGAGAGAUUGGAUACCCUUGCAAAACAGGUUCAUCCAGAUUGUGGGGUACGCAUGUAUGGAUCAACAGUCUACGGCUUGGCUUUGAAAACAUCUGAUCUCAACCUGGAGCUGACAGUCGGUGAUGAAAGCAAAGCUUCAAAAAUGUUGUGUCUGUUAGCUGAUGAAAUAGAAAAGGAUGAUGGAACCUACAGGAAUUUGGAGCGAAACUUCACUGAUUCUGAGCCAGCUUUGAAGUUUUAUGUCCGGGAGUACAAGUUCAGAUGUGUCGUCAUCAUGCAGAAUAAGCACAGUUACCAGUUGUCGAAGCUCAUCGCUCAGUAUGUUGACAUUGAUCAGCGGGUCAGACCAUUAGGAAUAAUGUUCAGAACACUGGCCGCAGACUUGGGCCUGGACAAGCCAGACAUGGGCUUUUGGCCUCCGCAUGCGUUCGCUUUGCUCCUGAUCUACUUCCUGCAACAGCUCGACGAUCCAGUCCUGCCUGUCCUGCACGAGCUCGUUCACGAUCUCGAGUACAACCCAGAAGUUUACUGUGAUGAGGAAAACAUGAAGCAAAAGUGGCACACCACUAACACCACGCCUGUGGGUGAGCUGUGGUUAAAGCUCCUCAGAUUCUACACAGUUGAAUUCCCCACCCACGAGUACGUAGUUUGCAUCAGACAGAAGGCACCUCUUACUCGUACUUCAAAAAACUGGACGGGGAAGAAAAUUGCCAUUGAAGAUCCAUUUCGUCCAAAGUUGAAUGUAUCACGAAGCUUGGAGAUAUUCGUAUGCUUUGAAUUUGCUAUGAACUGUCUGAGGAAUGCAUACAAGUAUUUUGGUGUGCUGCAGUUAGGAACUGGUCCAAUCCUGAGCUGGAUUUACGAUUCCUCGAGGUUGAAAUGUACCUUCCAGCCUCCAGUUGCGACGCGCAAGAAGCUUGAGGGCUAUGCCAUAUCUGCGCCGUUUUGCGAUGACAACCCACCGCAAAAUGUGAAGUUUGCAUCUCCCGAAAUGCCUGUUACAAAAGAAGAUGCAAUAUUUUUAUUUCAGAUUUUGAAUCCCACGUACCUUUGCUACAGAUAUGAUCCGGCCAAGUUUUUGGGGAAAGAGGGAGUUCCCGUCAGGUGUGCCACCUGCGGCAACAUGGGCCACAGUGCCAACAGGUGCAAAGUGGAGAAGCUUUUGCCCAUCCCUGAAAACUUACCACCAAUGGAAGAUUACUACUUGGAUGCCAUUAUGCAGUGUUGCUGCGAGAUUGAAAAAAGGUGGAGCAUGCAACCUGAUGAAGUGGAGAAACGUAAGCAGAUAGUCAGCGACGUGGAGAUGUUUGUGUGCGUGAAGAAGCCGGACGCCAGGCUCCAGUUGUUUGGGUCGUCAUGCAACGGCUUUGGUCUCCAGAAAUCCGACAUAGACAUCUGCAUGACGUUCAGAAGCAAUGAAAAGGGGGAGGGAAUAGAAUUUGUGAAAGCCAUAGAGGAGUUGACGCACUUGUUAAGAGGGUACAACAAAAUGAAGAACAUUCUGGCCAUCACCACAGCUAAGGUGCCCAUAAUGAAGUUUUAUCUCCCGGAGUCGGACCUAGAGGGAGACAUCAGCAUGUACAACGUCCUGGCAUUGAGGAACACGCAGUUGCUCAACAUGUACUCUGCCAUUGAUCCUCGUGUGAAGACUCUAGGUUGCGUGGUGAAGAGGUUCGCGAAAGCUUGCGACAUCUGCGAUGCGUCCCGUGGCAGCCUGUCGUCGUACGCGUACAUCCUCAUGCUGAUAUUCUUCUUGCAGCGCUGCGAGCCUCCUGUGCUACCAGUUCUGCAAGAGCUGUGUACACCACAAGAAUCACAGUUCAUGAUUGAUGAGUUUGAUACCUACUUCUACAAUGAUCUUGGCCAGUUGCCAUCAGUGUGGGAUCAAUACGGCCAAAAUAAAGCAUCAGUGAGUGACUUGUGGCUGGAGUUCCUGAAGUUCUACUCCAAGUUUAACUUCAACUUGCACGUGAUAAGCAUCCGCCAGCUCAAGCCGCUGCUUUGUUUUGAAAAACGUUGGACGAACAGAGUGAUGGCCAUCGAGGACCCAUUUGAACUUACUCACAAUUUGGGUGCAAGGCUGUCUAGGAAAAUGCUGGUAUUCAUUAUCAACACAUUCAGAACAGCAUAUAAGCUGUUCAGCACACCAAGGAUAUCCUGUCUGGAUUAUAUUGGACGAUUAGAGAGAUAUUUCCUGGAUCCACGUCAGUUAACAUCAGGGGAGCCACCGAACGAUAGAGGCUGUCGCCUGUGCAAGAAGACUGAUCACAUGAUUAAACAGUGCCCACUGAGGAAGCAAAGCCGUCACAGGAACAUGCAGCAAAAGUGGGGAAAUGGCCAGGGCAUGGAUAGAAGACAGGCGCCACGCAACGACUCGGCUCUCCCGAGAAAUUUGGUCCCUCAGCUUGGGAAGCCCCUACUUUUGCACCCUGGGUUUACUCCCCAUCAGCCGGCCAUGCCGUUCCAGGGAUCCUACAAACAAAUGCUCUUCAUGAACACCGACUUGACCAGGAACGCCCAGAACCUGAGGUACAACAAAAUGCCACCUGCAUUCGCAGCUCGGAGCAACAACAGCCUGCAGCAAGCGAGUCCGAAACAGGUGCCCCCAUUGUUCAUCCCCAAGAAUGUUAAUCAAGUCUCUGCAGGCAGCUCUAUGCGAAGAGGGGAUUGUGGUUUUGGUGACAAUAGGGACUCGCCUGUUUUGCCACACAGAGCACAAGACUCCACAAACCUGCGUCAGCACACAGUCAAGAAUACAGUUCAUCCGUUCAGAUUCCAGGCUAGUAACGCUGUGAGCAUGCCUGGUCCCAGCAACGUGUCGCAGAACUCUGUGUUCAGUUUUUCUGCUGAAAACAAGAUGCCAGGUCCAACUCCGAGGCUGCUGAAUGGAACUGUGUCUCCGUUGAACCGUGCAGUAUUCGAAGGACCCCCUCCCCGCCCUGCCGCAUUCUGUUUUUACGGACCACCUCAAACUCCACCGGUUGUAGACGUAACGGUACAGUACAACCAGAAAAAAUGACCUCCACAUUGACAGCACCGUGUGAUGCCCAGACGUUCUUUUUGACAUUUUUGAGUAUUAUCUCCCGUACGUACGUUAUACGUACAUGCUAUUAUUGGUCGUUCAUUCUGUGACAGUGCACUGCAGUAUUGUUUGUUGGGAAUACAAAUUACUAGCAGUUAACGUUUCAGCAAAUAUGUAGUAGUUAAAAUGUUGGUAACUGGUGUUAAGUUGACCCUGAAACCGCUUAAUUGACUGCUAGUCUUUGGAUUAAUUAAUUUACACUUGACCAGUAUUUUAGAGGUAUUGUACUGCAGUUAUUCUUUAUUACAUACAACAGCAUUGUUGAUCCAGUUUUAAGCUUCAGUUUUUGUGAUACAUGUAGGGUUUUUCUUAAGGUUGUAGCACAUUUAAAUUUUGUGGCUGUUUUUUUUUUAUUGGGGUUAUGUACAUUUUAUUAAAAGUUACAUUUUAAAAAUAUAUAUAUUUUUUUAUAGAGGUGUUUUAUAUAACCACAUCAUACAUAAUUUAACCUUGAAGUAAGAAUAAAAUGUUGUAGUUGGUUAUAUGUAUGAUAAUGCACAAUUAAUUUUAUUAUUACUGCAUACUAUGCAUCAUCAUAGUAGGUAAUGGUUUUAAUAAGAAAUAUAGAUGUUCAAUUUACAAUUAAUUACAGUUUAGUGGCCCAGAGUUUUGAAUUACUUGUAAUUUUCAUGACAAGCAUUGUAUAUAGUUGCACAAAAAUACAAAGCUGAAAAGUUUUGCCAAAAUAGUACUAGUGUGAAUGUCAGUAUAUAUAUCAUGGUUUUUUUGUAUACUUGUGAAUUGUAAGGUGUGUAUGUAUAGUUACAAUUAUUGUUUAUUGUAUUAAAUUGAUACAAAAUUUA
Bacillus rossius redtenbacheri is the source of this 4878-nucleotide messenger RNA. RefSeq names its product terminal uridylyltransferase 7-like. The transcript is spliced from 17 exons. Gene Ontology annotation, molecular function: zinc ion binding; RNA uridylyltransferase activity; nucleic acid binding. The record is from RefSeq and is a predicted model, not a curated record. NCBI's taxonomy places the organism in Eukaryota, Metazoa, Arthropoda, Insecta, Phasmatodea, Bacillidae. Bases 326 to 4012 code for a protein of 1228 amino acids.